This is a messenger RNA of Megalopta genalis, 954 nucleotides long. NCBI's taxonomy places the organism in Eukaryota, Metazoa, Arthropoda, Insecta, Hymenoptera, Halictidae. The record is from RefSeq and is a predicted model, not a curated record.
AUGGUUUUAAAGUUCUAUCCGAUUUUUAUUCUGGCUGUUGGAAGACAAGAGAAUGCAAUUGGAUGGUAUCAUAGUCAUCCUGGAUAUGGUUGUUGGUUAUCAGGUAUCGAUGUAUCUACUCAGAUGCUCAAUCAAAAUUUUCAAGAACCCUUUGUUGCUAUUGUUAUCGAUCCUGUGAGGACAAUAUCUGCUGGAAAAGUUUGUUUGGGUGCAUUUCGAACUUAUCCAAAGGGAUAUAAGCCAGCAAAUGAAGAACCAUCGGAAUACCAAACAAUUCCAUUAAACAAAAUCGAAGAUUUUGGAGUUCAUUGCAAACAAUAUUAUUCAUUAGAAGUGUCUUACUUUAAAUCAUCAUUAGAUAGGCGAUUAUUAGAUUCUUUGUGGAAUAAAUAUUGGGUGAACACAUUAAGUUCUUCCAGCCUUUUAACAAAUGCGGACUACACAACGGGACAAAUAUUUGAUUUAUCGGACAAAUUAGAACAGUCAGAAGUUGCACUUGGAAGAGGAUUUAUUUUAGGUGGAACGGAUCCCCAUGAUCGAUGUUCGGUAGAAAAACUAAUUAAAGCAACAAGAGACAGUUGUAAGACAACAAUUGAAAUUAUCCAUGGUUUAAUGGCACAAAUAAUUAAAGACAGAUUAUUCAAUCAAGUUGGUUGUAAGAAUACUGCUGAUGUUCAACAGCAACAACAGUGAAUUCUAUGUAUAAAGUAUAAAUAUCAUUAAAAAAAGUUAUUGUAAUAAUAUGUGCGACAUGUAAUUAAUGUACGGAAAAUUUGUAAUAACAACGAAAUACGCGUAAGCGCUUCAUUUGUAUUUCUUUUUUAUUACAAGUGUUACUUUCUUCGUAGUAAUAUACAGUUUAAUAAAAACUAUCCCGUAUUGAUGACAACAAAAGUGAAAUAUUAAUAAUAAUAUUUUAGAAGAUUAAUGGAAUAAAAAUACAUUUUAUUUUCA